This is a messenger RNA of Aspergillus saccharolyticus JOP 1030-1, 3105 nucleotides long. RefSeq names its product putative chromatin assembly factor 1 subunit A. Lineage: Eukaryota; Fungi; Ascomycota; Eurotiomycetes; Eurotiales; Aspergillaceae. Gene Ontology annotation, biological process: nucleosome assembly. Gene Ontology annotation, cellular component: CAF-1 complex; nucleus. Bases 476 to 2665 code for a protein of 729 amino acids. The transcript is spliced from 3 exons. The record is from RefSeq and is a predicted model, not a curated record.
UCGCCAAGCAUCACUCCCCUCUUACAGCCCUCAAUCACGAGCUGACAAGAAAGAGCGAGAGUGACUGAUUCUUCUUGUGAGAAAGGGAGAGCUUUUUUUCUAGUUCAUUCUGUGGAAAGCAUCCCCGCAUGUGGGUGACGACCCCAUCUUCUUCCUCUCCCUAACUCACCUGUCACACCGACUGCAUCCCCAUGAGCCCCGGCUUUGGCUCGGCUGGCUUAUUGCAGCUGUAAUUCACCUGUUGAGUUGAGUUGGUAAGUCAAGUUAUCAGUUGAUUAAUGACGACCACAUUCCCUUCAUUGAUUGAAUCCGGCACACCGAUCCGACGACACAAUCCUUCAUUCGCAUAUCAACGAAGUACUUCCCGCCGCAUGCUAUAAAAGAAUUAUCAAGGACCUUGACUACUGCGCAACAUUGGUCAAGACCAGCAAGAUUGUUACUAUAAAGCCGCGAAGAAGAGGUGUCGACCACCGCAAUGGAUGCUUCCAGUCCUGUACCGUCAGGCCCAAUGCCAACUUCGCCUCCGCCCUCCGCACAUUCCUCGACCUCUGCCACUGGCAGUACUAUUGCUACAAAUAACCAUGGUUGCCUCUCGCCAGCACCCACGAAUGCCGACACCUCAAUCAUGUCCACCUCUCCCACCAGCACACGCAAGCGCUCGAUACAAGAUUUCGAGACAGUCGGAAUGGGCUUAGAGGACCGAAUGGCAGGGAGUAACUUAAAGGGUAUAGAUAUUGAAUCAACCGGUGAGACUAUAGAUGCUAGUGCCGUCUCCACGCAACGGGCUACGAUGACGGGUACCACGACUAAAUCCUCCCCUGACGAUGACAAAGAAAAUCAAGAUGCCCUUCGGACCAAUGCCCAAAAGGCUGCUAGUUCUGACAAUGGCUGUGAUACUGCUUGGUCUGUAGGAGAGGGAGAGGGCAACCAAACUACCCCCACUGCAGGCACCGUUGUUACUCCUUCCAUUUCCUCAUCGGACAAUGAUCAUAGGAGUAUUGCUGCUUCGGGGGAUGGGGCCGGGUCUUUUGUGCUACCAGCGACCAAGAGGAGAAAGCUUUCCCCCCCGAGUAAGGAGGCUAAGCAACAGGAGAGGGAGGCCAAGGAGCGACAAAAGCAACAGGAGAAGGCGCGGAAAGAGGAGGAGAAGGAAUUGAAGGAGAAGCAGAAAGUAGAAGAAAAGGCAAAGAAGGAGGAGGAAAAGCGCAGACGCGAGGCCGAACGGGAAGAGGAGAGACGUGUCAAAGAGGAAGAGCGGAAGAAGCGAGACGCUGAGAAGGAGGAGGAACGAAAGCGGAAGGAGGAAAAGCGAAAGGUGAAGGAAGAGGAAAAGGCCGCCAAGGAGGAAGAAAAACGAAAGAAAGAGGAGGAAAAGUCCAAGAAAGAGAGGGCUCAAACGAAGCUGAAUUCUUUUUUCGUCAGACCCAAAUCCGACAUCGCCUCCUCCGUGCCCUCCUCGACCACCAGCACCAUCGCCCCAAUUUCCACCAAGAAAACAAUCAGCACCGGAGCUGGAUUGGAAUUCCCCUAUGACCCGGCCCCUCCCGCCGUAUCUGACUACCAGCGCGAGUUUCCUGAAUUCUUCCGGCAGUCGCACACCAAAGUUGCACCGCCACAUCAAUUUCAACGUGACGCGGAAGCCCUCCAUCGUACCCAAGAGAAGGUCGACGCCUAUCUAAAAACGACCGCGACCGAAGAGCCUCCUGUGUUUCGUCCUCAGGAGUUGUUCAACCUCAUCCCGUACAGGCGCAGGUGUGGGAGAUUGCCCGCUCCGGUGAAGGAGAUCCUACUUCAAAUGCAAAGUCUGGCUGACGAGGCCGAAACGUCAGAAGAUGCCCAGAGAAAGCCACGGGAUUUGCUGCGCCAAAUAACGAUGAAGUCUUUCAGGUUUGGGGAAGAUGUACGUCCUCCCUAUCAGGGCACAUUUACGAAGCGCCUUCCCGAGUCCACCGCUCGUCGAUUGAUGCGCAACCCUUUUCACCGAGUAAUACCGAACAUCAACUACGACUAUGACUCCGAGGCCGAAUGGGAGGAGCCCGAGGAAGGCGAAGAGCUCGACUCGGAGGAAGAUGAUGAGAUGAGUGAGGACGGCGAGGACGAUAUGGAUGGGUUUCUGGACGACGAGGAUGACCAGCUUGUCGACGGCAAGCGACGCCUCAUUGUGGGCGACCUAGAACCUGUCAGCACCGGCAUACAAUGGCAGGAACACGGUGUGAAUUCCGAGCUGCAAAUGUACAAAUUGGAGACCAUUUGCGACUCGGUGCCUUUCCCUAUCGAUCCGUUUUCCACCGCGUAUUGGCAAAAGCCCAAGCCUGCAGAAUCUGCGCCAGGCGCUGCGGGUCUGGGGCGGUCGACGCUACAUGCAUUUAUGGGCCAGGCUGUCUCCGGCUCACACAAGGGCUCGGCUGGGGGAGGAUCGACGGCGAGUGGGGGCGCUCUAGCGGUGGUUACAGCCGGACGAACUAAGCAGCGGACAUUCCCAGCUGAGCAGUUGGACGAAUUCAAGCAGGUGGUAGAUGGCAGCAACCUGACCAAGGUGGGAUUGCUUGAAACCUUGAAGAAACGGUUCCCCAGGGUCUCGAAGGAUGUCCUGAAAGACACGCUCAACAGCGUGGCCACGCGAGUAGGACAAAAGGAGGUUGACAAGAAAUGGGUCUGUAAAUAGGCUCAGACAAAGGACAGCAGCGAGGGGAUACAACGCAUUCAAGGGGUGGCAUCACCACCCUUGUUCCUAAUCAAUGGGCCCAGUCAAUUGAGCUGAUCGACAGGCCGUUCGGCAAGAAUCCGUGCCCUUUCUUUUACAUAUCCAUACUUAUCUCUAUUCCCCCUAUUCUCUAUUCUUGUCGUGUCAUUUGUAGUAUGCAUCCUCUGCAGUUGCGUCUUGUGUCUUGAACAUGACUGUGUUCAUCCUAAGGCUGCUGUGGUGUGGUGAGAGGGGAAGAGAGACGGCUGAUAUUGAUCUUAAUUGAUACCUCAUUGACUGGAUUGAGGAAGACUCUUGAAGCAAUCUGACUGGUUUCCAAAUUCGCUGUUACUCAAUGCUUCUAUACAUCGUCUCUAUUUUGAGGAUCUACUUGUGAGUGAGAUAAAUUGCUUUGAUGGAUG